ACAACAAAACUGACAGAGUGACAGCAUCUGCCAAGCUGCUCCCAUCAGCCAUCUGCAAACACAGUUUACAGUUCGUGUAGUGUACAGUUUACUUGUUUUUCUUUUUUAAAAACUCGUGAAAAGUAGAAAUACAAAAAUAGUGUCAUUCCCGUUUCGCUUUUCCGUCUCGGUACUCGUUGUCGCUGUCGCUGUUGCUAUCGCUUCGCUGCUCGGUGUCGUCCUCGUCCCAUCCGUGGUGCAUGCAUAUGAGCGAGAGAGGUUGAGGUUCUUCCCAACAUUUUGUUCUCUAUUUGUUGUGUUUUUUGCAUUUUUAUUUCGAUUUCCUUAAAAUCUCAUAAAUUCUUAGAAUCCAACGCGUUACCUUGUCCAAAAAUCAAGUGAUUCCAUGAAGAUUUCUAAAUAUUUCAUAUUUUUAAUCAGUGCGGACUGCGGAGACGUCAAAUACAACAAGUAAAAAGCUAAAUUAUUGAUAAAAAUGACGCAGUAAAGAAAGAAACUAUCAGGAGAAGCACCAGAGGAAGAAGCAGAGUCGCUGUGUCUACAAAAAAUAGAUACAAAAAUAUUCCCCCAGCAAACAUCUCAUAAUCCACAUCCAUAAAACGGGCAGAGCACUCGAGAGAGCAUCAUCGACACAACAUUAAAGCACUUCAAAUCGAACAUUCAUCACAAUCUCGAUGGCCGCCGAUACAGAAACAGAAUGGUUGGAAGAUCUUUUACGUGAGGUGCAGCUUGAGCAAUUCCUUGCGAGAAUUCGUGAUGAUUUGCAAGUUACGCGCUUGGCACAUUUCGAUUAUGUCCAGCCAACUGACCUGGAACGUUGCGGACUGGGCAAGCCGGCCAUUCGACGACUCAUGGAAGCCGUUCGAAAGAAAAAGGCACAUCAAUGGCGCAAGAACAUCCUCUCCAAGUUGAUUGGCGGUGGGAAACAACCCAGCAAGAAGCAAUCAAAUGUCCCGAAAGAAAACCAAUCGACACAGCUGACGUGUUUGAUCCAUGAAAAGGAUGUAACACUGGGCAUUAAAUUGGGCGAUGGAUCUUUCGGAGUUGUGCGCAAGGGAGAGUGGACGACGCCUUCAAAUCGUAUCGUACCGGUGGCGGUUAAAGUUCUCAAAUCAGAUAAUCUCACCCAACCAGGCAUCAUUGAUGAUUUCUUUCGUGAGGUGCAAGCUAUGCACGCAUUGGAUCAUCCAAAUUUAGUUCGCCUACACGGGGUGGUUCUCUCGCAGCCGAUGAUGAUGAUCACGGAGUUGGCGGAGAGGGGUUCUUUGUUGGACUUAAUGCGAAAGCAAUGUAAACAUACACCCCUGAGAAACAUCUGGAUUUGGUCGGUUCAAAUAGCCACUGGGAUGGCAUACCUGGAACACAAACGCUUUCUACAUCGUGACCUGGCUUGCCGGAAUGUGCUGCUGGCAGUGGGGAAUAAAAUUAAAAUAGGUGACUUUGGUCUGAUGCGAGCAUUGCCCCAGGAGGACGAUUGCUAUGUGAUGUCCGAGCAUAAAAAGGUUCCGUUUCCAUGGUGUGCUCCCGAAUCGUUGCGGUAUAGACAAUUCAGUCAUGCAUCUGAUACUUGGAUGUUUGGUGUUACUCUUUGGGAGAUGUUUACAUUUGGAGAAGAUCCUUGGGUGGGUUUGAAUGGUUCUCAGAUUCUAAGAAAAAUUGAUAGAGAAGGCGAACGAUUGCAUCAUCCCGAAGCCUGUCCACCCGAUGUUUAUGAAUUAAUGCUGCAAUGUUGGGAUAAAACACCCUCGGAAAGACCUACAUUUGCUGCUAUCAAAGAGUUUCUCAAUGGUUCUGAACCACAAUUAUUGAAAGCGAUUAAACCAUUUCACGAAGUAAACAAGUUGACAAUCGAAGUGAACGAUUUUAUUGCAAUAGUCGAUGGUCGCCCAGAAUUGAAGUUCAUCAAAGGACAAAAUCAGAGGACAUUUGAAGUGGGAAUAUUUCCAAGAAAUAUAUUAGAAAAGCACAAAGCCAAUGAUCUUGUCCGGCCCACAAACGAUGGCUUGCGUCAAGUCGGAGGAGGGCAUGGAUCCUCUUUUGGAUUUUGUUGGGGUGGCCCAGCAUUAGGUGCUCCACCAGUUCAAUCUGAUAUUGAAGGAGAUAAUCGCAAUCGCAAAAGUGCCUCAUUUCAACUUAAAGAACGCAAGUCUUCCACAUUCAAACAAUUUGCUUACAAUAAACUUGUCAAUGAACGAGGUGCAACUGGUCAAUUGUUACAACAACGAUCGUCGAUGCCAUCAAAGCUAAGUAAUAUGACUAGCAAUGGACAACAGCCACAACCGCAACAGAAGGAAGGAAUACUGAUAGAUAUUUCUCCAGAGUUUGUAGCUUCAGAAUCUUGCCAGGGUACGUCCUCGUUGAAAGUUGAUAGCUCUUUCUGUAUUUUGGAUGCACCUAUCGAUGUACCAACUGAAGAGGCACCUCAGCCAUCGCCACCACAACAACAGCAGCAACCAUCACAGACAACUGCGGCACAGUUUCAGCUUCCGACACGUUUAGAACCACCUCCAUAUCAAAUGCCUCCAACAUAUUCAAAUACCUUAGAGUUUAGUCAUGCGGUGAAUAAAGAUCCCUUCGACACGUCUGGAAUCGAGGCUACGCCCAAUGGUGGGAUUUACUCAAAUGUAAAUAAACAACCAAACAGUUAUGAUGGCACAGAACAGGCCUCUUCAUCAGUUUUCAGCAGUCCGGUAGCUCGGAAGAGUCUUAUGUUUACUCAGAAUAAGGAGAACAUCCCACAGGAUCUCCAGCAACCAGAGACGGCCAGUGCAGUUAUGCAGUUUACAUCAAAUUCCAACGAAUCUCUGGGUGCUAGCCAAAACAAUCUUAAUCUAGAAUGCGUUGCAGCAUCUGAAAAAAUGCUCGACAAGUCUUUCAUAGCUGAGCUCGAGAAAGACAUGUAUAAAAGUCCUGGAAGCCAAACUGAUUUUGAACGGAACUCAUCACAAAUGUAUGCCAACAAAGAAGCAAUGUAUAAACACAAUUUGACACCUCUGAAGAACAUCAAUUCGUCUCCUCCAUCCAAUGGUGCCUCGCCAAAGAUCAAAAACGAGCGGUACGGUUCUGUGAACGUAGACAAUCGAAAUAGCUUGUACGGCAGUGACGUUGAGCUGAGACAGAAACAAAACAACACUGAACAGCAACAGCAUCAACAUCAGCAGCCUAGCACUUCUUCGGUGGUGAAUCAAAUCUGGUACGAGAAAGUGGCUGGCCGAGAGUAUUACUCCCAACCGCCAGCGGACUUUUAUCAAAACACUUAUGCGCAACAAAAAAGCAGCAAUGAAAUGUUGCAUCAGUCAAAUAAUAAUAAUUUUGUUCGUCCUAUGAUGCAGAAAACGUCGAAUAUUUAUAAUUCGGUGCCGGCAAGUGUGUACGGAGCAGUUCCGAGGGAUUUUUACGAUUCCGUAGCACCCACUCCAUCCACAUAUUAUGGUCAGGUACCUUUCAACGGUGGCGGUGGAGGCGGAAGCCAUGCGGUGCAUGGAGGUGCUGCUGCUAUAUACUCUAAUGGAACUGUUACACCUAUCCAUCCUGUGAUAUACGAUGAAGUUGCAAUGGAAGAAUACCUAAGGCCAACUCGACCAGCACCUCUAGCGCCACCACAACUUUCUGCCCAGCAGAUUCAGCGAAGAUUGGAAAAGUUGAAAUUGCAACAAGAAAGCGGAGACCCCGCUGCUGCUGCUGCAGCAACAUCUAUCUAUGGGUCAGCUGAAACUCUUGAAAACCAAAUGAUAACCAGCAUUUUGAAUGAUCUCGGACCGCCUGCCACUGAAUCUGAUAUUAGGUCGGCGCUGCGAGCGGCAGGAGGAGAUCCAAACAUUGCCAUUCGAUUUUAUAAAAUCGAUCAAUUGUCAAGGCUCGGCCUUGCCAAUCGACCCCAGUGUGAGCAGGCUCUACAAAAAACUGGAUGGAGUCUCGAAUUGGCAGCUGCUGUUCUCCUCGAAUCCACUUCAUAAAUACAUCACCAAUCCCAUAGUCUUAGAAUACAACUUAACUGACCAUUCCGAUGUGCCCAGUAUAAGCUCCUAAUGUGUCCGUUUUUUUAUUAGAUUAAAAAAUAAAAGUAAAUUUUGUGAAAAAGUCACAAAACUCACCAAAAUAAAAUUAAAACUAAAAAAAAAAUAAGCGAAUUUAACUCUAAUCGAUGUCAAUUUAAUUUUCCCCAAAACCGAUUAUAUAUUUGCUAAAUGAACAAAGCUGACAUUUAAAUUUUAAAUAGCUAAGGUUUGUGCGGCUGUCUCGGAGUUUAUGUUGAAAGAACUCUAAACACAACAAACCUUAACUAUAAAAAUAAAUAUUUUACAUAUGUGUUUAUGUAGUUUUAAGUUUUAAUGAACAUAAACAGAAGAAAAUAAGAAACACACGAUGCAGUAGUUAGAGAUAAUGUUUUAAAAUUUUAAUUUAAUUUAAUUUUAUUGGUUUAAAUUAUCAAUUAUGCUUGAAAACAUGACUAUAAAUAAAUUAUUUUAGAUACUCUUAAUUCAAAAACAAAACUAACAAAAAUACUCUGUCCUUUGUUGAGAAUACAGGAUACAAAAUAUAUAUUUUACGACAAAAACGAACUAAAAGAUAAAACAUAAUAUUACUUAUAUACAUAUUAAGUUUAAACAGAUUCUAUGUAAAUAAAAAAACGAAUAUAUUUUAUUUUAAAUAAACAAACAAUCUAGAUAGACAAGACUACGAAUUAUCACGUUCGCGACUUCAAGUUAAAUGUACUAAUUGAUAAAUAACUGUGAAGCAAAAUCAUGUUGACGAUGAGUAAAAUAUGAACAAACUGAAAUAUAUAUAUAUAUAUAAGUUUAAUGUUCUAAAUAAAUGAACUAUUGCAAAAUAAUGCAUGUGAUGUAAA
Eupeodes corollae is the source of this 4849-nucleotide messenger RNA. It is a transcript of the gene Ack, whose product is annotated as activated Cdc42 kinase Ack. The transcript is spliced from 6 exons. The coding region runs from base 675 to 3956 and encodes 1093 amino acids. Gene Ontology annotation, molecular function: protein tyrosine kinase activity; ATP binding; protein binding. Gene Ontology annotation, biological process: protein phosphorylation. Lineage: Eukaryota; Metazoa; Arthropoda; Insecta; Diptera; Syrphidae. The record is from RefSeq and is a predicted model, not a curated record.